Paraphaeosphaeria sporulosa is the source of this 489-nucleotide messenger RNA. RefSeq lists its product as uncharacterized. The transcript has a single exon. Lineage: Eukaryota; Fungi; Ascomycota; Dothideomycetes; Pleosporales; Didymosphaeriaceae. Bases 1 to 489 code for a protein of 162 amino acids. The record is from RefSeq and is a predicted model, not a curated record.
AUGUCUUUCUUCCGUUCCUCGAUUGUGCGAGCAUCCACCCUCAGGCCGACUGCAUCACUCGCCCCUCGUGCCCAAUUCCACACUACGCGCGUUCUCUGCGCAGGCGACUACGGCUCCGGCGACGGCAACCCCAACGCUGAGAACCCGCAGCAGCAAGGCAAGCGCGGACGCGAGGAGCUCGAGCAUCCUGGCCCAGCGCCGCCCAAGGCAGGCCAGGGCAACAAGACGUCGCCCAACUCGGACUCGUUCAACACCUCAUCCACAGGCAACUCUACGCAGUCGGGAGGCGGAUCAUCCAGCGCUGAGAAGACUAGCACGAGCGGCAACGGCAUGAAGGCAGAGGCGACCGACAAGGACGUCAAGGGGGUUAAAGGUGCGCAGCCCAAGAUCCACAACGAGGGUGCUCCCAAGGAGGAGUCGGAGGAUGUGAAGAAGCAUAACCGGGAGAUGGACCAGAGGGCUGAGAAGGCGCAUGAGCGCUCGGAUUAG